AAGAAAAAAAAAUCAGAAUUAAUCUUAUUAUGAUUUAAUUAUAUUUUGCGAAGAAGAAAAAUCCAUAGCAAAAGCAAAUAUUAUUAUUAUUAUUAUCCCGAUCCUCUUAGGCUUUCCCUAAUUCAAGGCCACUGGGGUUGUAUUGUAUGUUCUAUAUGCCAUAUAUGUUUUCUGCAUCAGUUAUCCUCCUAUUCAAGCCUCCAGAUGUACGUUUGUUUCUGAGCGAGCAUCUCCAGUAGUUUUUGUAGAGUGCAACACUGUAUCAUGGUGGAGCUAAGCGGAAGGAGUGAAGAAGCAGGUUUUAAAGGGAACGGGAAGGGGAUUUUGUAUGCCUCAUCAUCUUCUUCUCCUGUUACUUGUGAUGGAAAUUUAAUGACUACAAGAAAGGCAGCCCCCAAAUCAAGCUACUACUUUUACCCUCAACCCUUGGCAAAAUAUGAAGAAGUUGUAGCUAAUGCAAAACUCUUUAUGGAUACUCUUGGAAAGCUGCAUGCCACAAUGAGAACCAAGUUCAUGAUCCCCAUCAUAGGAGGCAAGGAGCUAGAUUUGCAUCGACUCUUUGUGGAGGUUACUUCUCGAGGAGGAAUUGAAAAGGUCAUAAGAGAAAGAAGAUGGAAAGAGGUAACUGCAGCAUUUAGUUUUCCCUCUACUGCCACUAAUGCAUCUUUUGUUUUGCGAAAGUACUAUGUUUCCUUGAUUCAUCACUAUGAGCAAAUAUACUACUUCAAAGCAAAAGGAUGUAGCACUGCCUCUCCAGAUCAUAUGCUGAGUCUCUCUUCAUUACCAAUACCGAUUCCAUGUCCAAAUCCACAUGAACCAACAAUGACUCAGUCCUCCGAACUUGCAGCAGCAGCAUAUUCAGGUCAAAAAAGAAGCAGGGACACCGAAGAAGUCUUAAAUGAAGCAUCAGCUUCACUAGGCCGAAAUGUGAUUGGAGUCAUUGAUGCGAAAUUUGAACAUGGUUAUCUGGUCACUGUCACGCUAGGCUCCGAUACGCUAAAAGGUGUUCUUUACCAUAUCCCUGAACAAACUAUUAACCAUGUCCAGAACAGUACUUGCAUUAACAAAGACACCACCACACCCACAACAGUUCGUCGCCGUAGACGUCGCAAAAAAUGUGAGAUGAAAAAGAGAGAUCCUGAUCAUCCAAAGCCUAACCGAAGUGGGUAUAAUUUCUUCUUCCAAGAACAGCAUGCUAGGCUGAAGCCACUUUAUCCAGGGAAGGAUAGGGAGAUAAGUAGGAUGAUAGGUGAGCUUUGGAAUAAAUUAGGCGAACCUGAUAAAUCUGUUUACCAGGAAAAAGGUUUGAGGGAUAAAGAAAGAUAUAGAAAUGAGAUGGAAGAGUACAAAGAAAAGCUGAAAGGCCAACUUAUUAACACUGCCGCGGUACCUAUUCAGCAACAGCUGGCUGCUGGAGUAGACAUAGAAAUGGAAGAUGCAGAUCCAAAAAUGGACUAUGAAGAAGGUGAUUUGGUUCAAAGUCAAGAACAUGAUAGUACUAGUGAAAGUGAAUUGGAAAUGCAGCAGGAGAUGGAAGCAGACAAAGAAUCAGAAAAGGAUGCUUUGACUAGUACAUAUGUAGCUCCUAAGCCAGUUAGUGUGGCUGCUGACGGUUUUGAGCCGCAAAAGCAAAUUGAGGUUCCGGUUUAUGUUCAUGUACCUAGUUCGGAAAACAAAACUGCUGUUAGUGACAAAGUUGGGCAUGCAGUUGAUGUUAAGGUUCUAAGCUCAGAAAAUGCAGCUCAGUUAAUAGAAAUGCCAAUUGUGAAAGUUGAGGAUGCGGUUGAUGUUCAGGUGACAAAUUCGGAAACUGUGGGUAGUGAUGGUUUUGGGUUGAAAAAACAAAUUGAGAAAGUUGGGGAUGCGCUAGCAGCUCAGCUUCCAAGCUCCGGAAAUGUGACAGAAGAUGGUGACAGUUUAAAUUUGCAAAAUCAACUUGAGAAAGUUGGAGAUGCGCCAGAAGUUCAGGUGCCAAGCUCCGCCAAUAUAACUGAGGGUGGUGACAGUUUUAAAUCUCAAAUUGAAGUUGGGAAUGCAGUUGAUGAUCAGGUGCAUAAAUCUGAAAAUGUAGCUGAAGGUACUGACAGUCUUGAGUCACAAAAACAAGUUGAGAAAGUUGGGGACGAGGUUGACGCUCCGGUGCCAAGCUCGGAGAAUGUAACCGAGGGUGGCGACGGUUUUAAAUCACAAAAGAAAAUUGAGGAAGGUGAGAAUGCGGUUGAUGUUCAGGUGCCAAGCUCAGAAAAUGUAACCAAGGAUGCUGACUGUCAUAAAUCGCAAAAACAAAGUGAGAAAGGUGGGAAUGUGACUAAUGUUCAGGUGCCAAGCUCAGAAAUAUAACUGGCAGGAACGGGUUUUUUUGAGUCGCGAAAACAAAUUGAGAAAGUCGGAGAUGCGAUUGACGUUCGGUGCUUAGCUCCAAAAUGUAACUGAAUUGGUGAAGGGAAGAGCCAAGAAUUUCAGUGUAGUUUCAAAAAAAAUGUGGUUUUCAGUGCAGUGUUCAUUUUAGGUUCUUUAAUUGGCAUUUUUGCAAGUUUUUUUUUCUUUUUGUUUUGUUUUUGUAUUACAAGGUGUUGAAGUUCAAGAUUUGGAAAAUGUCUUUUACAAUGCUCAAGGAAAAUAAAAUGAUAGUUGGUAUGAACA
Papaver somniferum (opium poppy) is the source of this 2643-nucleotide messenger RNA. Its product is annotated as high mobility group B protein 15-like. Gene Ontology annotation, molecular function: DNA binding. The transcript has 7 exons. The coding region runs from base 265 to 2340 and encodes 691 amino acids. Lineage: Eukaryota; Viridiplantae; Streptophyta; Magnoliopsida; Ranunculales; Papaveraceae. The record is from RefSeq and is a predicted model, not a curated record.